CGGGCGGGGGGCUCCGGCCGGACCGGAGCUGAGCAGAGCAGCGGGGACCAGGACCUGACCCCCCGCAGGCCGCGGUCCCGCCGCCCCGCGCUGACGCUCUCCUUCUUCAGCGGGAGCGGAGAUGCUGCUGGCCCGCAGCCGCCUGUGGCUGCUGCUCCUCGGGGCGCUGCUCACUGUCCUCCURUACCUCUUGUUCCCGGCCGCCCGGCGCUCACGGCCUGACGAGGGGAAGGGGGGUUGGCGGGUGGGCAACGGCACCGUGCUCACAGGGAUGACUGCGAGCGAUCCCCCCGUGUUCUACAGGGAGGUUCCCGCAGGAGCUGCCGGCCCCGGGAGGCCCCAAGUCCUGUUCCUGCAUGGCCAGGCGUUCACCUCCAAGACGUGGGAGACCCUGGGCACGCUGUCGCUGCUCGCUGAAGAAGGCUACCGUGCCGUUGCAAUAGAUCUGCCCGGCUAUGGGGAUUCACCCCCAGCACACAUGGUGACAGCAGAGGGCCGGAGGAAUUUCCUGGACCGUGUCCUCCAGGACCUGAGCAUGCAGAGGCCCGUUCUCGUCAGCCCCUCCAUGAGCGGCCGCUUUGCCCUGCCCUUCCUCCUGGCGCAGGGGGACCGGUUGGCCGGCUUCGUGCCCAUYGCGCCUGUGGGCACCAAGGACUACACUGCUGAGCAGUACCAACGCGUCCAGACACCCACUCUGAUCCUGUACGGUGACCGUGACAAACGCCUGGCUCCCCAGGCCCUGCAGAACCUCCAGCAUCUUCCUGAGCACCGUGUGGCCGUUCUGCCUGGUGCCGGCCAUGCCUGCUACCUGGACAAGCCAGAGGACUUCCACCGGGCCCUGCUGCGCUUCCUGAGCCAGCUGAAGUGAGCGCUGCCUCCUCCCUGCCGACCAGUGGGGCAUCCGACGGACUGGGAGGCACAGAGAGCUAGCCUGAAGGCUGCUGUUCCCUCAUGGGGUGUCCCCAGGGCGGCGGGGGUGGGCACUGAAGGUGUCCCUUGCUGGCAGGACAGGGUGCCAUCUGUCACGAGGCCAAUAAACUGAUGCUGCUCUGGUUGCUGUGUGUGUCCCCGA
Malurus melanocephalus (red-backed fairy wren) is the source of this 1072-nucleotide messenger RNA. RefSeq names its product abhydrolase domain containing 14A (gene ABHD14A). The record is from RefSeq and is a predicted model, not a curated record. NCBI's taxonomy places the organism in Eukaryota, Metazoa, Chordata, Aves, Passeriformes, Maluridae. The transcript is spliced from 4 exons. Gene Ontology annotation, cellular component: cytoplasm. The coding region runs from base 122 to 868 and encodes 248 amino acids.